Messenger RNA from Talaromyces marneffei, 816 nucleotides. RefSeq lists its product as uncharacterized. Bases 1 to 816 code for a protein of 271 amino acids. The transcript is spliced from 3 exons. Gene Ontology annotation, cellular component: eukaryotic translation initiation factor 3 complex; cytoplasm. The record is from RefSeq and is a predicted model, not a curated record. Gene Ontology annotation, molecular function: translation initiation factor activity. NCBI's taxonomy places the organism in Eukaryota, Fungi, Ascomycota, Eurotiomycetes, Eurotiales, Trichocomaceae.
AUGGCGCCUUCGAAGUGGGACGACGAAGAGGAUAGCACCCCUCCCUCAUCUCCGCCUCCUGUCGCCGGCCGUCGCAAGUUCGACGAUGAAGAAGAUGACGAAGUCCUAGACUCCUGGGACGCCGCCGAAGACUCCGAAGUCGAGCGCGAAAAAGCCAAAGCCGCCGCUGCAGCCAAAGCCAAAGCUGAUGCCGCAGCCGCCGCAAAGAAGAAAAGCAAAGCCCAACGCAUACAAGAACACCAAGAAGAGCGCAAAAAACUCGAAGAAGAAGAAGAAGAAGACUCGGAUGAAUACAGCAGCGAAGAUGAGGCCGAGCGCCGGGCACGCCUGCGCAAGACCGAGAAGGAUUCCGAUCUCAAGCACGCCGAGGAUCUGUUUGGUGAUAUCGACCUGAACCGUAAUCGGGGGAAAUCAAAGGCUAUCGUUGUCGGGGAUGCGUCGGAUCCUACAAAGGCGAUUGAUUUGUCCGCCAUGCCGUUGUUUAAACCUACAACCAAGGACCAAUUCACCGCGUUGACCAACACCCUUAUCCCGCUGUUGACAGCCAACUCGAAGAAGGCGCAAUACGCUCUCUGGGCACCUGAAUUUGCGAAGCAGCUGGUCAAGGAUUUGCCCAGUGACCAGGUCAAGAAAGUGGCUAGUGCCUUGACGACCCUAAGCAACGAAAAGAUGCGCGAAGAGCGUCAGGCCGAUAAGGGAGGCAAGAAGUCCAAAGCAGCAAAGACCAAGACAUCUUUGAACACUGCGCGGGACUUUACAAAAGUGGAUACUAAUGUUUAUGAUGAGGAUGACUUGGGUGAUGACGAUUUCAUGUAA